This is a messenger RNA of Penicillium waksmanii, 891 nucleotides long. RefSeq lists its product as uncharacterized. The record is from RefSeq and is a predicted model, not a curated record. NCBI's taxonomy places the organism in Eukaryota, Fungi, Ascomycota, Eurotiomycetes, Eurotiales, Aspergillaceae. Bases 1 to 891 code for a protein of 296 amino acids. The transcript is spliced from 5 exons.
AUGGCUCUCUACCGAUUCAUCAAAUCUCCAUCCUCUACCAUUUUCAUCAACUUGCGAACAACAACUCAACCGGAUUCCGAGAAGUUAGGCGCCAUGGCGAAAACAAACCCCAAAUCGAAGCAUACACAGAAGAAAUCGCCUCGUAACUUCGAGGAACUGGUUGACCAUUUGAAACACACCAUCGGUAAUUUCAUGAAAUCUCAAAGAGGUCCGGAGGACUUAGAGAAGCUUAGGGAAGCCUGUCACACAGCCACCGAAUUUGCCGCCAAUCCCCCCCAUUCCAACCAUCAGCGCACGGUUCUAAAGCAAGCAAAGGAUAUCUUCCAACAGCAAUUCAACAAGAUCAACGAGGCAUCCUUUCAUGUUCGCUUGGACACGUUGCUCUUGGGAGUAAUCACGGCGGUCAAAGACAUGGAGAUUCCAGGCAGCAGGUCACUUCGAGUGUCAACCGAGCAGCCCAUGUCCUUCCAACCAUUCCGAUAUAUGGAUGAGGACUAUCGGCUCCAGGGCAUAGCUGACUACGCCCUAUGGUACGGUCGGAAAAGGGAUAUCGACACCAACCUGGUUGUGUUAGAGGCGAAAGCAAACUCCGAUAGUGCGGGAAUACCUCAGCUGUUGCUCUAUAUGGCCAUGGUGCACAAAAAACGCCGCAGUAUGGGGAAGAACAACUGCACUGUGUACGGAAUCGUCGCUUGUCCCGAUGACUUUGACUUCAUUCAAAUUGACGAUGAGGGUGUGUACUCGGUUUGCAGAAUCCAAUGUUGGAAACAAGAUUUCGGGCCUUGCAUCCCUCUCCUGACCUCCAUCAUUGCGAAGGCCGCGACUCUGUCCCCAUCAAAUAGUGAGGAGUUGGACCCGGUUGUCGAUGAAAUGGAGAUUGAACAAAUUUAA